Molecule: messenger RNA, 2811 nt
Organism: Vicia villosa (hairy vetch)
Lineage: Eukaryota; Viridiplantae; Streptophyta; Magnoliopsida; Fabales; Fabaceae
Exons: 16
Coding region: 418-2685 (755 amino acids)
Biological process (GO): proteolysis
Molecular function (GO): cysteine-type peptidase activity
Source: RefSeq, a predicted model, not a curated record
GAGUCAAUUCCCUGUUCCUAUCUUUUUUACUAGCAGCAACAUCCUUGUUAUUAUAAAACCACCAAAUACAUAUUCCAAAAAUACAACAACUUGUUCUAGAGUUCAAAGGAUUGUUUGUUUAGGUCAUUACUCGGAUAGCGGCAUCUCUUGUUCUCAAGUACUGUUUCUCACUUUCUCUGCAACCGAAAAACCCUCCCUCCGUCGCCAGCCACAGCCACCACCGUUCGUCCCUCCGUCGCCAGCCACCACCGUUCGUCCCUCCGUCGCCAGCCACCACGUUCGUCCCUCCGUCGCCAGCCACCACCGUCGUUCUCUCCUCCGUCUGACUGUGCAAGUUACUUUGAAGUCUCUGGUUUCUACUUGUACAACGCCGAUUCAAACCUACCCAUCUCCCACAUCAAGUCUAACUAAGGUUAAAUGGCUCCGGAUAGAGAUGCUCCACCUGAAAACUCACAAGAAAGAGAUGCUCAAGAAAGAGAUGCCACGGAUACAAAUGCUCCACCUGAUACUGAAGCAAAAGAAGUUGCACGAGGCAUCACUAUCAUGAAGGGAAUCGUUCGACAUAGAGACCAAGGAUUAGUAUACCGAUUGGAAUGGAAUUCUGAUAAACAAGCAAUUGGUCCUAAUUCUGCAAAGUUGACAAGUUAUAUUGGUACACUUGUUCGUAUGCAUAUUCCGGUCUCCGUAGCUAGAUGGAAUAUGAAAAGCAAAGACUUGGAUGAGAAAAAAGACGCGAUUUGGGACGAGCUUCAGAGGACUUUUGAGAUACCAGAUGAUCGUAGACGCUACAUACUUGGUUUGGCCGGCAAAAGAUAUAGAGGGUGGAAAGCUUUUUUGACAAACACUUAUCUUAAGGAUAAAGAUGGAAACUUUCUUGAACAGGCACCGGGACGGCCAAAAAAGUAUGAGAUCUUCAUUGGUGAAGAAGAUUGGGCUAAGUUUGUAGAGCAAAGAGAUGAAGAUUUUCGGAAAAGGAGUGCCAAGAAUAGUGAGAGAGCAUCCAAACCCGCAUAUCCAUACAAAAAAGGGCGUUUGGGAUAUGCACGCUUGGAGGAUAAAAUUUUAGAGGAGACUAAAAGUGAGGAAACCUCACUUCCUGAACAUGUGUUGUGGAGGGAAGCUCGUGUGGGCAAGGAUCAUGCUGUCGAUCCCGAAGUUCAGAGAGUUUUUACUGAAUGUGAGACCUUGUCGCAAUCGGCAUCCACCGGUGAGGGGAGCAUACUUAGUAGAGCACUAGAUGCUCCUGAGUAUCCCGGUCGGGUGAGGGGUAAGGGUCAUGGUGUGACUCCAACCUCUUUUUACAAGAGUCCUAGGAGAAGAAAUCCUUCAAAUGAAGAAGUGUUGCAAAAGUUGGCGGAAUUGCAAGCACAAGUCUCUGAAUUGCAAAGAGAUAAAGAGGCGUAUAUGAGAGAAAAGUGCAACACUUCAUCGGUGAAAGAAACUAGUGAUAAGGCUAGUAUCAACUAUCAAAGGAAAUUUCCCGAGGGCAUUUCAUCUUGCCAACUAUACUUAUCGGAACCGAGUUAUCGACUAGUUGGCAAGGGAAAAGUGCACAACACUUUGGGAGAUUUACUUCACCAUAGACCGCUCCUGGAUGGACACCUGAAAGUAUCGGUGGAUGUUGUAGUAGAUCAUGAUGCGAUGCUACCGGUACCUGACAUGGUCUCAGAGACGACAUUGCUGCGAGAUGCAAUAGGAUCAUUUGUUGCAUGGCCCUCGGAGCUCAUUACCAUUAGUGAUGAGACUGCUCCUAUAAAACCCACAGUUAAGGGUAAAGGGAUUUUACAGGAGGAGGAGUCCGUUGCAUCACUAAAAGAGGCAUCCGCUCGAGAGUCACAACAAGUGACGCAGCAAGUUCGUACCGUACCACCCACUGGUCCUCCGAAGCCAGCGGGAAAAAAAGGCGGUGCUUUUGUGCCUCGGUACCGGUCGACGCUCGCAACAAUGGUUGAUAUGUCCGAUUUGACGGAUGGUGCUGCACGUGAAAUCGUUAUGGAUGAGAGUGUCUUCGGUAUUGAAUUCAAGUCACUUAUUACACUUGAUGACUUGGAGGAGAUUUUUAAGCUUGAUCAACUAGGCGUCAAUAACAUGCACUCAUACAUUCGGUUGUUGCAUGACAGAGUGUUGCGCGGGACUCCGUUGUCUAACAGAUUCCGUUUCGUGUCUUCCGCCCACUGCAGCGGAAUGGCAAUUGAUUCGGAACCGGAAUCAGUUAGACAGUGCUUAGUAGAUAGAUUCAUGUCCACCGGCAAUACAGAAUGUCUGCAUCUUUGGGCGUAUAAUACUCGACCAGUAGGAGCACACUGGUUGCUGCUUGCUAUCAACCCUAUAAGGGAAGUCGUGUAUUAUCUGAAUUCGGUAAAUGGUGAAUGGACCAAUUAUCCGGCCAUGAAGGACAUCGUUGAUUUAUCAAUACAAGUGUUCCGAAGUCAACGGGACGCACAGGUAUCCCGAACUAAAUCUAGCAACAUUACUUGGAUCCAAGUGCAGUGCCCGCAACAGAAAAACAGUUACGAUUGCGGAUACUUUGUAUUGAGGUUUAUGAAAGAAAUCCUUCAGGCAAAUCAAUUAGAGAUUCCGAUCACGUACCUUGACGAAUUCCGUGCCACUGGAUACCCGAGACUUAAGUUGGAAGAAAUAAAAGAGGAUUUGUGUCAUUUUUAUAUUAAGCGCUUUUUCAUAUAGGAUUUGUGUCGAAUUGAAGUACUAUAAUAUUAUUGAUGUUGUAAUGAUGUAUAUAUAUAAUAUUGGAUAUUAUAAUGGUAUUAUAUUAGUAUAUAUAUAUAUUGUCUUACUGAUGGCUGAAAUAAU